AUGGCAGGCGGAACAAGUAUAUGGGCGAGCAAGGACGCCAGGUCCGAUCCGAGGGAGAUCUUUAACCUGAGACUGUUGUAUCUCCUGGUUACCCUGGCCUGGGCGGGCUGUUUCUAUGGGUUUGACACUGGGAAUAUUGGCGGCAUCCUGACCCUGCCGUCGUUUGAAAAGGCGUUUGGCUUGCUUGAUAUUCCGCAGGCGGAGUACGAUGAUCGGAAGGGGACCAUCGCGGCCAUGGUUGCUGCAGGCGGCGCUGCUGGGUCUCUUCUCGCUGCACCAACGUCCGACUGGCUAGGUCGCAAAUGGUCUGUCUUUCUAUGGGGACUCGUCUUCCUGGUCGGUGCUGCGAUGCAGAUGGUCCCCGACUACGACGUUCUACUCGCAGGGAGGUUCAUCGGUGGUCUGGGAGUAGGAGCGAGCUCCAUGCUGAGCCCCCAGUUCCUGGCUGAGAACUCCCCCAAGCCGGGGAUUGAGGAUGACCAUGCCCAGUGGCAGACUGCGAUGAGUAUCCAGCUCAUCCCUGGAGGGCUGAUGUGUCUGAUGAUUCCAUUUGUACCGGAGACUCCUCGAUACCUCAUUAACCAUGGCAAGGCGGAGCAGGGGCUGAAGAAUCUGUGUCGACUUCGCCAGCUGCCUCCGGAUCACCCCUACAUUCAAAUUGAAUAUCGCGAAAUCCAGGCUCAGGUACAGUUUGAGCAGGAGAACUUCCAGGGCCACAAUUACUGGGUCGUGGUAAAGGAUAUAUUCGGGAACAGGAGCAACCUGCAGCGAUUUAUUCUCGCUGUUCUUCUGUUUAUUUUUCACAAGCUCACUGGAACGGACUCGCUGAAUUACUACGCCCCUCAAAUCUUCGAGCUCAUCGGCGUGCAGGAUAGCUCGUCGCUGUUGACAACUGGUGUGUACGGCGCUGUCAAAGUCGCGGCGACAAUAUUCUACGUUACAUACCUUGUCGACCGUGUUGGUCGUCGUCUUCCACUUCUCAUCGGCGCAACUAUCCAAGGUACUGCCAUGCUAUAUCUGGCCCUAUAUCUCCGGUUCGCCGGGGUUGACAACACCGACAUGGGCGGUACCCCUGCUGGAGGUAUCGUAGGGAUAGUCUGGAUCUACCUAUAUGCGUUUGGGUGGUCAUUCGGACACAGUGUGGCCUGCUACAUAACUGCAGCCGAGAUUUUCCCAACUCGUAUUCGCUCCGUCUGCAUGGGCUUCUGCUUCUUCGUAAACUGGAUAAUCGACUACGGCAUUACACGCGCAACACCGAACAUGCUCACUAAUAUGGGCUACGGUGCCUUCCUUCUCUAUGCCCUGCUGACCUACCUCGGCGUCGCGUUCAUCUUCUUCUGUCUCCCUGAGCUGAAGGGCCGGUCGAUUGAGAGUAUGGAUGAUCUGUUCCAACGGCCGCUGUGGACGAUGUGGAAGCAUGCGUACCCGACCAAGAAGGAGACGGUCAGGCAGGGUAUUCAGGAGGGAAAGCAGGAUUCUGUGGACGCUGUUUGGGAGCGUGAUGGUGAUGAGGAGGAGGUGAAGAGGAAGCAGGGUGCGGCUCAUAUUGAAACAGUUUCCUAA
Molecule: messenger RNA, 1563 nt
Organism: Penicillium mononematosum
Lineage: Eukaryota; Fungi; Ascomycota; Eurotiomycetes; Eurotiales; Aspergillaceae
Exons: 5
Coding region: 1-1563 (520 amino acids)
Biological process (GO): transmembrane transport; carbohydrate transport
Cellular component (GO): membrane
Molecular function (GO): carbohydrate:proton symporter activity
Source: RefSeq, a predicted model, not a curated record